CUCAGCUAAAGGCAGUGUGGCUGCUGCUGCUGCUGCUGCUGUGUCUCUCUGUGUCUGUCUGUGUCUGAGGCUUUUUGAGUUUCACUGAACAUAAACGGAGGAUAAAGAAUUAGCGUCUUACUUGCGAAGACAUUACUUUUUACACGAGUUCGCUUCUUUCUGUUGCAUUUCCUCACAAGCAAGCUAAGCUAACCAAGCUAGCUAACAAGCUAAGCUCCUCCACAGGAGAAAGCAGAGAGGAGAGUGUUGUCAUGUUUCCUGAUGGCUUCAACUUCUACAGGUGAAAAAGCAAAGUGGCGUGAAGGUGACAGUUGUCUGGCUCCGAACCCAAGAGAUGGCACUUUGCAAGAAGCAACAAUCCAGAGACUGGAAUCCAACUUUCACAGCAAUGAUUCCACAGCAUGGGUGAUAUUUACUGACCAAAAUAAAGAUGCAGAGAAGGAGGAAGAGGAGGAUGAGGAAAUAGCUAUACCAGUCUCUAAACUCUCAAGACCAGACUUAAAUAACUUCAACCAGGAGAAACCAGUGUUUCCCAGCAUCAUCACAGACACCAGGCUAUGUGUUUCAUUAGAGCUGAGUGAAGCUGAUGGACACAGAGUCCCUUACACCAUCAACAGAUACCUGAGGGAUUAUCAGAGGGAAGGUAUACGGUUCAUUUACAAUAGCUACAUCUGCUCCCGUGGAUGUAUCCUGGGUGACGACAUGGGCCUUGGAAAAACUGUACAGGUCAUUGGUUUUCUUGCUGCUGUGCUGCACAAAACAGGCACAUGGGAAGACAUGAAGAGGAACAGGCCACAGUUUCUUCAGAGUCAGAUCCCCUCAACACAUAGUAAACCCAACAAAGUGUUCCUCAUUGUGGCUCCUCUGUCAGUGCUUUAUAACUGGAAAGAUGAACUGGAUGCGUGGGGUUAUUUCCAGGCUGUGGUUGUCCAUGGCCUGAGGAAAGAGGAGGAACUGGCUCGCAUUAAGAAGGGACGCAUUGAAAUUGCUCUCACCACUUAUGAGACUCUGCGACUUUGUCUGGAUCAGUUUAAUAAUAUCGACUGGUCUGCUGUGGUUGUAGAUGAGGCACACAAGAUAAAGAAUCCAAACUCUCAAAUCACUCAGGCUAUGAAGGAGCUGAUAUGUAAGAUCAGAAUUGGUCUCACUGGCACCAUCUUACAGAACAACCUUGAGGAGCUGUGGUGUGUCAUGGACUGGGCCAGACCUGGUUGUCUUGGCAGCUUGGGACAUUUCAAGAACAAGUUUUCAGACCCAGUUGAGCAUGGGCAGCGGCACAGCGCAACAAAACGUGCCCUAGCGACAGGGAGGAAAGCUGUCAGAGCCCUGGUGAGGAAGAUAUCUCAUUGCUUCCUCAGAAGGACUAAAUCUCUUAUCAGAGAUCAGCUACCUAAGAAGAAUGACAGGGUGGUGUAUUGCUCUCUGACAGACUUUCAGCAAACUGUGUAUCAGACAGUGCUGGAUACUGAAGAUGUUACGUUACUGCUGAGGUCUUCAGAGAAAUGUGACUGUGGAAGUAGGCGCACCCGUAGAAGAUGCUGCUAUGCAACAAACUCUGAUGGCGUUCAAAUGAGGGAUCUUUAUUUUAGUUACUUGGCCAUACUGAGGAAGAUUGCCAACCAUGUGGCACUGCUUCAGUCCACUGCAGGGACCAGUAAGAAACAGGAAAAGUAUUUGACUGCAAUUUGUCAGAAGGUUUUCCAAAAGUUUCCAGACUUUGUGCAAAGAUGUAAGGAUGAAGCGUUUGAGGCAUUGUCGGACCCAAUGUACAGUGGAAAAAUGAAGGUUUUGCAGAGGCUGCUUAAAUAUUAUCUGCAGAAGAGAGAUAAAGUACUGCUGUUUUCUCUGUCAACCAAGCUAUUAGAUGUACUGGAGAGCUACUGCAUGGCAGAGGGACUGGACUACAGCAGAUUGGACGGCACCACCAAGUCCAAAGAGAGACUACAGAUUGUCAAAGAAUUCAACAGCUCCUCUCACAUCAACCUCUGCCUGGUUUCCACCAUGGCCGGUGGUCUUGGCCUUAACUUUGUAGGAGCCAAUGUUGUAGUGCUAUUUGACCCCACCUGGAACCCAGCAAAUGACCUUCAGGCUAUUGACAGGGCAUAUCGUAUUGGCCAGUGCAGAGAUGUGACUGUUCUCAGACUUAUCUCACUAGGAACAGUGGAGGAAGUUAUCUACCUGAGACAAGUUUACAAACAGCAAUUGCAGUCCUCUGUUGUUGAGAAAGCAAGCUCCCGGCGUUAUUUUGAGGCCGUGCAGGGACAUGGUGUCCAUAAAGGGGAGCUGUUUGGGAUAAACAACCUCUUCAGGCUGCAGAUUCAAGGAACAUGUCUCACACGCAAGAUACUACAGCGAGAAGGACAAAUGGAGGCUGGAGUAAUGACAACCAGCACACACACAGGCGAAGAGAAGGCGGAGGCCAGGAAAGGAGUUAGCGAACCUGGAGAUUCUGCACUGAAUUGUGAAGCUAUCAAGGAGAACAGAGAUGCAUCAAAGGUCUCUAGAGGGUUGCUGGAUUUUAGUAGUGGGAGUGAGGAGGAUGGUGAUGGACAGCUAUUUCAGAGGAAGGUCUCAAGCUCAAGCGCAGAGGAUGGGAACAGGGGUGGGAAUGCUGCCAUCGGUGCUGGCCAAAUGAAUCUCCUCCAGCAUGGUUUCUCCAGAUUCUUGGAAAGGGUGAAAGGAACACCAGAGGUCAAAGGUGACAGUAGUUCUGAUGAAGAAAUCCUCUCUGACACAGGUGCUGGGAUUCCUGAGAAACUGGAAACAAAUGACUGCAUGUACAAGAGCUCCAAAACAGAGAAUGGUUCAGACUGUCUCCCCAAAGUGGGGACAAAACCCUUGAACGUCUCCAGGGAUGCAGACAGAGACGAUGAAGACAAUGGAGCCAGGACGCGACAAGAGAAUGAUGAAGCUGUAAAAAAGCGACAGGGUCUGAAAGGGUGGAAAGAUAAGAAAAAAGCAAUAGAUUGGGAGAGUGAUGAAAACUCUUCCAACAAGCCCAAAACCACAGGGCACUGCUUUGAGGGUUACUCUGAAGAAUCUGAAGAUUUUGACCUGGAGAAAAUAGCAUGCUCCAAGAAAGGAGCCUUAAAUUCACAGAGAAAAGGUCAAGAUAGAGGGAGAGACACUUUUGAGUUCAACGAAGUUAAACGAAAAAGACAAACGACUAGUGCAAGGAACCAGGCCAGAUCCAAGUACACCGAGUCCACAGAGACAUACACAUCUUCAGAGGAUGAACACACUCCUAAAAAGAAAGGGAGUUUCACGGGAGGUCACUUCACAUCUCCACGCACAGAACAAUCGAGAGUAGAUGGAAAGAUAUCUGCAAGCAUGAAAAGUCCGACAUCUCAAGGGAAAGAUGGAACAAUUGAUAGUGUCCUAGGAGGCGUGCAGGAGGUGGCGUAUACCCACUCCAACCAGCGUGUGGUGGGUGGGAGCAAAGCAGAGGAGCUGAUAAGCAGAGCUGCAGUGCGAGACGUGUUUGAACGCAAGAUGUACUCUCAGCUCCCAGCCAAUCAACUUCUAGGAACCCAAGAGAGCCUGUCAUCAAGCCCGCCAGACAGUCCACCAUACUCUGCCAAUGUCAGGGUGGAGAGGCCCAGUGUGGACCAUCCAGUCACCUUCACCGGCAAGAGUGUGCACCACACUAGACACACCACUGUCAUCAUUGGAGAGACUCCUCAGGCCGUAUGCAGGCAGCACCUGGAGGAAAUGGCAAAUAAAUUCAACUUUCCCUCCGUUCGUCAGUUUGCAGUGGACGUUCUGAGAAGAGAUUCGAGCCAGAGACUGGGUUGGCUGCGACAGUAUUACACUUCACUGAACCAGCCUGACCUCGCUAAUAUAGUCGCAAAGAAUUUCCCGCAGUCUGAUUCAGCACCAACCUCCUCCACUUCCACAGCAGCUACCUCCUCAACAGCCACCAGAACUGCUAUAUCCUGCACAGAAACCAGAACCAGAACCCCACAAAAGGAAUUUUCAAAUACUCCCCAGAAGCGUAAAUACACUAAGAAGAGUCGGGAGCCCAAGACUGAUCCUGAAAUCCCACAAAACAAUGUUUCUGCACCACAAAAAAAGUCCAGACUUUGCCAAAAUGAUAUUCCAGAUCCACAGAGAAAUCCCAAAAACCCACAACGCAAUGUUCUAGAACCCCAGAAAACGCAAAAGGUCUCACAACAGAAUGUUCUAGAACCUCUAGGUAACAUUACAAGCCAUGAGUCAGAGGAGCAGGAGGAAACGGUUUCCAGUGCCAAAGGACACAGGAGGACAAAAAGGGGUAGUGUUUCUUGUUCUGGAGCUCACAGAGCCGGUGGUGGUCUUGGCGUGGAUCAUGCCGGCAGCAGUGGUCUGGGCUCUGGGAAGCCUGCUGCUGUCCUGAACCGCACAGACAGAGAUACCCCUUCUUCCCCAGACCUCAGCCAUGGCAGGUCCGCCAUGUUAUCCAAACCCACAGCACAGGGAAGGGAGCGAGAGCAGAAAUCAUCAUCAUCAAGGACGAGAGAAACCGUUCAAGGACGGAGAGAAAAUUCCCAGUCUGCUUCCCCUCCUCAACAGGCCCCUUCUGCCUUAAGUAAUCACUCCCUCCUCACAGAUCUGAUAGGAGACACUUCAAUCCUCGACGAUUUAUUUAAACCCAAACCAAGGGGUGCCCAGCAGAGAGGCCCCCCAAAAACACCACCACCUAUGCUCUCAGGGUCAGGAAACGCGUGUCUGACCUCCCCUUCUUCAUCCAGAAUCGCCCUCAGUUCUGAUUCUGCUUCAACACGACCAUCUCCUGGUGCACUCGUGCAGGUUACAAGAGGCAGUCGCAAAGACUUCUGGGACAUCCUCAACGAGGGUAACGAGGAGAGUAUUAACAGGUUAACGGACUUGGCAGAAGUGCAGAGAGUCUGUGUCAACACGAAACUUUCAGCGAGAAGUCGAUCUGGAGAGGAGGAGGAGAGCAAGAGUCUGUGGAAGACUAAUGAAAAGUUCCUAUGGAAGAAAUAAUACAGAGGAGACAUUGUUGUAUUGUGUUUUAAGUUCUCAAAUUAAUUGAAGCAAAUGCUUUUUACAUACACUAUUUUAUUAUUUUAAUGUUACAUAUCCUUUACUUUUUUUAAAAACACGUGUCUUAUUUACUGUACUUGAAAAUAUCAGGUUUGUUAAAUCAGUGAGUUUCCAACAAAAUGACCGCUGAUUUAUCAUAUUUAUCUCGUCACCUCUGCUUUAUUUCUAUGUUUUUCUAUGUUCUAUCUUAAAUGAACGUUAAUUAAAUAUUAUUAUUAAUUCAUUAUCUUAGUAGUUUCAGAUUUAUUGCCUGUGGAUCAAAUACUUUUUUUCAAAUCCAAUGUUCUAUUAAUACAUAGUGGAAGCUGUUUCACUAUUAGUGUAUAUUAAUCUUUAAUUGCUUUUUCUUCUUGUGUUGGAAAUGAUUAGAAGAAAAGGAAGUAAACAGUGAAAGAUGGUGAAGCUGUCCGAGGCAGACUGAUCACACUGAUCUAGAGAAUGGGCAAUAUAUGAGUUAAUUAUGCAUCAAAAUAAUAUGUAUCAUGAUUAAAAGCACUCCGUAAGGAGUUCAUGAUGAA
This is a messenger RNA of Solea senegalensis (Senegalese sole), 5564 nucleotides long. RefSeq names its product excision repair cross-complementation group 6-like 2 (gene ercc6l2). Bases 262 to 4986 code for a protein of 1574 amino acids. The transcript is spliced from 20 exons. The record is from RefSeq and is a predicted model, not a curated record. Lineage: Eukaryota; Metazoa; Chordata; Actinopteri; Pleuronectiformes; Soleidae. Gene Ontology annotation, molecular function: ATP binding; ATP-dependent chromatin remodeler activity.